GUGGUGGUAGAUAGAUAGCACUCGACUGAGAUUGCCUUUGGUGAAUGAAUGUGUGAAGCAGUGUAAAGCGGAGAAGCAGAGUGGAGAAAAGAUGUCAUUAUUAUGCUCCAACUCUGUUCAUCUUUCUCUUUCUCCGUUCAUAACGCAAUCGCCACGUGUAUCCUCAAACAACACCAAUAGCGUAGGCUUCGCCAAUAGGGUUUGGCCUUUGCAGAGUUUCAGAAUUGUUGCAAAAUCAAAAUCAAAAUCAAAAUCAGACGCACAAUCCACCCAACACUCAACACCAUCCACAUCCCUUCUCUCUUUUCUCUGUCCCUUGCUCAAGCUUUUCUCUGGACGAGAUCCUUCUCAGCAACGCAAUUUUACUUUGGAGCUAGCAACAUCUUCCUUGGCCAGCUUGUCAAGGUUUGCAUGGGGAACAAAAUCUGUAGUUGAGAGUUCAUUGAACAAAGGGAUCACUUCAAAUGUUCCUAUAAGUUUGCAGCUUUUUGAGUUUGAGGCAUGUCCCUUUUGUAGAAGGGUACGGGAGGCCAUGACUGAAUUAGAUAUUUCUGUAGAGGUCUAUCCUUGUCCUAAGGGUUCUGUAAGACACAGAGAGGUGGUCAGAAGAACUGGUGGUAAAGAGCAGUUUCCUUUCCUCAUUGAUCAAAAUAGUGGUAUUUCAAUGUAUGAAAGUGGGGAUAUUGUAAAGUACUUGUUUGAGCGAUAUGGAGAAGGCAGAAGUCCAUCAUCGGGACUUUUGGAGAGCACUAUUUUCACUGGAUGGAUGCCAACAAUACUUCGAGCAGGUAGAGGAAUGACACUGUGGGAACGUUCCAGGCCUGACUCUCCUCCUGGAAAGUUGGAGCUCUUCUCAUUUGAAAAUAACCCAAAUGCUCGAAUUGUGCGUGAGGCAUUAUGCGAGUUGGAACUUCCUUACCUUCUUCAAAAUGUAGGAGAAGGAUCUCGCCGAAUGAACUUGCUGUUGGAUGCUUCUGGAUCUAAAGAGGUUCCAUACUUUAUUGAUCACAACACUGGAUUUCGAUCUGGAGACUACAAGAUGAUCUUAUCCUAUUUGUUCGAAACCUAUUCAGCAGCUAUCGUAUAAUUUCCACUUUCUGUAAGUGAAAAGUUUUGUGCAUUUGAAAUCAUCACGAAGCCUAUUUAUUGUUGUAUUAAUGUGUGAUGAACAAAGCCUCAGGUAUAGGGCAGAGAAAAUUGUAAACAACUAAUUAUAUAAAAUGAUUGAGUCGACUGAAUCUCAUGACAUUGUUUUAAAGAUAUUGGGAUUGGAUUAUCUUUGCCACUUGGACAGGUUAAACCUGUUGUUGAAUGACUCAGAUCAAUGGAUCUCUAUUGUACCAAAAAGAAGGAAAGGUAUAUGAUAACUAUGGUUUUGAGUUGGCAAAAGAGCAUGUGGUGCUAGUCAUGAUAAAGAUAAAUGUAAUAAACAAUUUUAGAUGCAUGCAUUUUUCCAAUGCU
This is a messenger RNA of Gastrolobium bilobum, 1461 nucleotides long. RefSeq lists its product as uncharacterized. The transcript has 10 exons. Gene Ontology annotation, cellular component: chloroplast. NCBI's taxonomy places the organism in Eukaryota, Viridiplantae, Streptophyta, Magnoliopsida, Fabales, Fabaceae. The record is from RefSeq and is a predicted model, not a curated record. The coding region runs from base 92 to 1087 and encodes 331 amino acids.